Messenger RNA from Petromyzon marinus (sea lamprey), 3491 nucleotides. RefSeq names its product very-long-chain (3R)-3-hydroxyacyl-CoA dehydratase 1-like. Lineage: Eukaryota; Metazoa; Chordata; Hyperoartia; Petromyzontiformes; Petromyzontidae. Gene Ontology annotation, molecular function: 3-hydroxyacyl-CoA dehydratase activity. The record is from RefSeq and is a predicted model, not a curated record. Gene Ontology annotation, cellular component: endoplasmic reticulum membrane. Gene Ontology annotation, biological process: very long-chain fatty acid biosynthetic process; sphingolipid biosynthetic process; fatty acid elongation.
CCCUCCCUCCCCGGCAUUGUUUCUCUUGGAACACAAAAAAACAUGGCUGCAGAGGUGGAGGGUGCUGAGGCGGCUCAGCCCGCGGCUUCCGCGGAGAAGAAGAAGAAGCUGCAGCAGCAGCAGAAGGCGGCGGAGGCGAGCCGGGGCAAGGCGAGCUUCCUCGCCACGGCCUGGCUCAUCUUAUACAACACGGUCAUGACCGCCGGGUGGCUGGUGUUGGCUGUGUCCAUGGCUCGUUAUGGGCUGGCCAAGGGCUCAAACAGGGGUCUCUAUCGCUCAAUCGAGAAGACCCUAAAAAUCUUCCAAACGGGCGCUCUCUUGGAGGUGGUUCACUGUGCCACUGGGAUUGUGCCAUCUUCAGCUGUGCUCACCGCGUUUCAGGUGUCGUCUCGAGUUUUCUUGGUGUGGGCUGUCACAGACAGCGUGAAGCCAGUUCAGAAUGAAUACAGUGUCCUGAUUUACCUGAGCGCCUGGACUCUGACGGAGAUCGUCCGCUACUCAUUCUAUACCUUCAGUCUUCUCAAGUACCUCCCACGUGCCAUCAAAUGGGCCAGGUACACGCUGUUCAUCGUGCUGUACCCACUGGGCGUGACGGGCGAGCUGCUCACCAUCUACCAUGCGUUGCCCCACGUCUACCGUUCCAAGCUCUUCGCGUACCCACUCCCCAAUGCCCUCAAUAUCUCCUUCGACUACUACUACUUCCUCAUCAUCGUCAUGAUCUCCUACGUGCCAAUCUUCCCACAGCUCUACUUCCACAUGAUGUCCCAACGCAAGAAAGUUCUUGGAGAGCCGAAAGCCAAAGAAUCGUAACGGGCCACAACCUGUACACCAGCCGUGACGAAACAUCAGGGACAAGGCUGUCAAAGGAAGAUGCAACACAAAUGGGCAGUAUGUCAUCAUUAAUAAAAUACAAAUCAACCAUGAUGCGACAGUUACAAUCUGCUUCUUUUAAUCAAAAACUGUCGGUUCACCUCCCAAAUACCUCCUCCCGUUUACAAGACAAAGCGCUGCCAAUACGGUUUCAAAUUCCCCCCUCUUGAGUCGAGCUACAUAAACGAAUGUGAAGAGACUCUCACAAUGAACCGCAGUACGUUGGCAUGCAGAAGAAGUGUUGGGGCUGCUGCUGCUGCCUUGUGAACGGCUGUGGGUUUGUGUUGCGGUUGCUAGGAUGCAUCAGCUGUGCAGCUGCAUGGUGCAGUAAUAGACAGAUUGUGAGCAGGGCUGGAGGGUGUUGUCCCCAAUAUCACACUUGGGAUUUUCACCCACGCACACAUAACACAAGUCAUGUGAUGUGUUUUACAGCCAUGCCCUGGUGACAUCAGUAGAGGGUGCUGUAGUGAAUGCCCCUUUCACAUUCAUGCUCCUCUGCACGUACUAAAACUUUAAACUCGUGUCAGACGUCGCAGAAUAUAGACACUAAGUGUGCAUGUCUGUAUUUUGGAUUGCUUCUUAACAUUGGAAGUUUUUCUUCCUCACUGCGUGGAAGACCAUUUGAUUUUUAGAAUCCACUGGAAUUUUGUUUAAUCUUGUUAUAACCAUUUGAGGUUGGCAUCACUUGAAAUUAAUCAUCAGGAUAGCCAUUUUAACCUUUAGCUGGUUAUAUAUAUUUUUUUCUUUUUUGCAGACAGUAAUUUAUCAUUUGGCUUUUGAUUUCAGAGUGUAUAGCAUUUAUUUCAAAGCAUUGGGCUGUUUUUUUCCCUUUUAAAUUAGUAGGCAGCUGUAGACGUCAAGUCACAUUGGCUUGGCAGCUACUGCACUAAAUCCAUAAAACACUGAUUGAAAAAUAAAAAUACUAUUUUUUUUUUUUAAUAUUGGUAUGCCCCCAUCCUAAAAUGUGAAGGGUGGUGCUCAUCUUCGUUGGCAGUGGUGGAAUUCCACAUUCCUAUGACGGAGACCAGUGUCUUUCCCAUUACCUCUUGCCGGCGAGCCUUCGCCACUAUACUUUCUUUAGCUGGCAAAAUUGCCGUGCUAGUCACAGCCACAUGGUGGCAAAAUGGUGGCUGUGUUGGCUGGUUGGUGGGGAGGGCAGGUGCAAGACGACCAUCAUGGUAGUCUUGAUGUCCAGUUUUUUUUAUUGGUCCUCCAUGGACUGGUGACUACCAUCCUCUCCGCUCUCUCAUCGCUAUUGCCCUCCACGAGCUCUCUGCUCAAGCAAAGCUUUCUGUUCAAUCCAUUAAUCUUCGCUCCGUUGGGAGGGUUGCUCAUUCUUCUCUACUGCACCCAUAGGCUGGAACUCUUUUUCUACCGCGCCAUCCGUGCUGUCAACUCCCGUUCCUGUUCCAGUCCCAAGACAAUUUUUCCAACCUGCCUCGACAAAAUAUGUUCAGUGCUUCUCUACAGCAUCUUGAGAUGCAAUUACAUUUCAAGACAUUUACAUUUUUUAUCAUGUCUGCACCUAAUCUGCUUAGUCAUUGACAUUUUGAAUACGCAUAUGCUUAUUUACCUUCCAUAUCAAGAACAGAUAUCCAUACAUUGCCAAUUGAUAGUGGAAACCUGUACACAAGACAUUUACAUCCUAAUGUGUAAUGUACUUGUAUAUGUCAUCAUACCUCGGUGCAUAAACCGUACCUGAUAGGUGAGUACAUGAUGUUGAGGACAAUUCUGUUUUAUGUAUGAUCUAAUACAAAUUGGGUUCAAAUCUGAAUGGUAAAUUAUAACAUUUUCACCCUUAUGUACAUUAUUUUGGUUUAACCCAUAUCAGAGUUUGAUGCAACACUUAUACUUUUUUCCCUCAUUAACGAACGUUAAAAAGCUGCUAAAUCACCCAGAACACAGCAUAUGAAUCUCCUACAUAACUAUUUUUUAAGUUGCAUCUUUUUAGUCUGAAUGCAUUUGUCUUGUGUGUUAAAGAGCAAGUCAUCAAGUCACAUACAUCAUCUGACCGAAACAGUGUACAAAAGAGCUAAGUUAUAAAUACAAAACACAAGCCAAUUGAAACUGUGACACCAAACAUUACCAAGGCUAAAUGUUAGACAACUUGGGAAAACGUUGCACUCACCUGCUUAACGUUAGUGAAGUGUUCACAUGCUACUUGCUGCCCUUAACCAUGUUUACACGGAUACAAGCUUACUAAAUUAUACACUUUUCGACAGUGCUUUAGCAGUAGGGCUUUAUUGCUGAUUUUAAAGUGUGGUCGGUUGAAGGGUUUAAUUGUGGCAACGCAGUAGUAGAAUACCCGUGAAGUUGGUAACAAUACUAUUGGGGAAAUGUAUACCUUUUUGUCAUAGGGCCCCAAGAGAUGUUGGUGAAUGUUCUAAUUCAUCCGAUUGUUGGUGAAACAUGCUGAUGUUUGUGUUGUCAACAAUUACAAGCUUAGCGAAGGCAAUGUGUUGCAGCUGUGUAAUCAAGAUGUGAAACUGGCCCAUAGAUUUUUAAAGCUGGAGGUGUUAUUGGCCUGUUGUGCAUACACUGGAUUGCUUGCCAUAUGGGCUUUUCCCCACAACACAACGGACUCUUAAACACAAAGACACAAAUAAACCAAUGAAACAAUU